AUGUCUACUAUCCUGAACUACACGUUUCUUUUGGUUGACUUGACUGAUAAAGAAUACAGUGCGGAUCCAAAGAAGCCCACCAACGAUUCUGUGGAGGCAAGCAGGCCUUCUGCAAGCGCUGCCACUCGCUCUGCACGUCCCGACUUUGUGACCAAAGCAACAGGAGAAGAAGCUAGAAACUACGACUAUGCGGCUGCUAGGCUUCAAGCGGGACCUAUAAAAACCACCAAUUUCAUCGAAGCGGUGGGCAACCUGAUCAAGACAUGCCUGGGCGGCGGCGUGGUCGGGAUCCAUACGGCCUACAAGAGGUGCGGGCUAUUCACGGGGCUGUUGAUCAACAUCUUCGCCGGAAUGUUGCUUAUGCAUAGCAAGUAUAUCCUGGUGUCAUCAGCACAGCUCAUGUACGGACGGCUACAAAUGCCAAGUCUCACGUUUCCUGAACUCGCCGAGGCGUCGCUGAAGACGGGCCCAUUUCCAAAGCUAACUAAAUAUGGCCACAUCUUCAGGUACAUGGUUGACACAACCCUCUGCAUAAACAUCUUCGGCUCUUGUAGUGUGUACUCGGUCAUCGUAGCUCGUACUAUUAAGCAAAUUCUAGAAGAAGCUGACCUCGUAGGAGAAGCAAGCAUACGAAUUUACACUGCCUGUAUGCUCAUACCCUGUAUUCUUAUCGCCAUGAUCUUGAGUUUGAAGUAUUUGGCGCCAUUUUCUAUCGUGGCUAACAUAUUAUUGAUACUUUUGGCGUUCUCCACGGUAUACUAUGGAUCGAAAGCUGCCACCAAGUCCCCUACAGAGUUUCCACUUAUCAAGGACGCAGAGGGCUUCUUUGAGUUUCUCGGCGUCUGUGUAUUUAGCAUGGAAGGCAUGGGCAUGUCGCUUCCAAUCGAGAAUUAUAUGAAGGAACCGAAGAAAUUUCCUUUGGUGAUAUGCACGGGGAUGACAGCGGUGAUUAGCAUCGUAGGGUUAAUUGGAUUUUUCGGCUAUUGGGGUUAUGGCGAGGAGGCCCGUACUCCGAUCACCAUGAAUUUCCCAUGGGAAAUCUACCCGAUCAUAUUGAAAUCCAGUUUAGCUCUGGUUCUCUAUGUGACGUUUGCGCUCAAUUUUUGGGCCCCCUUCAACCUGGUGUGGUACUACAUCAAGGUGAAACACAACCCGGACAAGUAUUGGUGUAUCGAGCGGUUGUACAGAGCUUUAUUUGUGACCGCGCUUAUCUUGCUCGCCAUCGCAUUCCCGAAUAUCAACGCCUUUAUGGGUUUUAUCGGUUCCUUCGGCGUCGGCUUCUCAGCCUUCAUGUUCCCAUCGACCAUCGAGAUCGCAGUCAAGUGGCACGAGCCAGGCCUGGGCUGGCACAAGUGGCGGCUCUACAAGUUCAUCACGAUUUUCGCUUUCGGCGUGUUUCUAUGUCUACUGGGAGGCUACUGCAACGUCAAGAAUUUGCUGAAGGUCGAGGCGUAA
Cydia fagiglandana is the source of this 1455-nucleotide messenger RNA. Its product is annotated as proton-coupled amino acid transporter-like protein pathetic. The record is from RefSeq and is a predicted model, not a curated record. Gene Ontology annotation, molecular function: L-amino acid transmembrane transporter activity. NCBI's taxonomy places the organism in Eukaryota, Metazoa, Arthropoda, Insecta, Lepidoptera, Tortricidae. Gene Ontology annotation, biological process: amino acid transmembrane transport. Bases 1 to 1455 code for a protein of 484 amino acids. The transcript is spliced from 9 exons.